This is a messenger RNA of Drepanopeziza brunnea f. sp. 'multigermtubi' MB_m1, 1968 nucleotides long. The record is from RefSeq and is a predicted model, not a curated record. Lineage: Eukaryota; Fungi; Ascomycota; Leotiomycetes; Helotiales; Drepanopezizaceae.
AUGGAUUCUGGGGAUAGAGACCACGAAAUGGCCGAUGCUCCCCCAGUGGUCGACUCAAACGAUGUAAAGCCCCCUCUCCAACUGUUAUGUACGGCGAUUGCCCCAGCUAGCAAAUCAGCCGAGAUGAGUCGCCAACCAAGCCCCGAAUCUGCGCCCUCCUCCUCGAAACCCCAGUCUUUUGUGUUCAAUACUGGUACUGCGGACACAAAUGAACCCGUUGGAAGCUUGGGGAUUACCGACCCCGAGCACCCAUUUUUCGUGCAUUCCAACAACUCGCCCACCUUCAAAUACAAGUACCCGCAGGCCAAACCUACUCCGGACGGCGAGGACGACCUUACGUGGAACAGGAUUUACACAGCAGCAGACUCUCGCAUGUAUAACAAACAUCACAAAUCCGCCAACGAGUCAAGAAAGUACCGCGAGUCGGGCGAAACCCGUAUACUUGCGAUUCGCAUGCUCGCGGAGAACAAGGAAAAGCAUGCUCGAGCCGUGGCUGCUGCUCUGGCAGGUGGCCAGCCGUACGUUCCCAAGGCGCCACCAAAGCCAAGAGCCACAGCUGUAAAGUCUGAGUCGAUUGGCAUAAAGAAAGAGACGCCGGAGGAAUCUUGGGAGUUGGCGCCAGGUGCGGUACCAAUGAGCAUAUCGGAGAAGAUAAAGAGCGAAGGUCGCAAGAGAAAAACACCCUCAGACACACCCUCUUCUCAGCAGAGUACACCUGCUCCGCCUGCCAUCCAGCAAAAUAGCAGUCCUGCCCCACGGACGGGUAGCCCUGCUCCACCCAAGGCUGAGAAGCCAGCUCCGAAGAAAAAGGCCACAGCUGCUCCGAACAGGAGAACCGGUCCGCCUAAGAAACCCCUGACAGAUGCUGAUAAGACUCACACACCCGCAAGCUCUCGUCGCGCCAGUGCCUCCCCACUUGGUAGUCCCGAAAGCAACGAUGGCGGAGAAUACUGCAUCUGCCGGGGACCAGAUGAUCACCGCAUGAUGGUGUUCUGCGAUGGAGGCUGCGAGGAUUGGUACCACUGCUCAUGCGUCAAUAUCGACGAGGAAGAUGCCAGAGAGCUCUUGGACCGCUACAUCUGCCCGAAAUGUACGACCAAUGAACUGAAGACUACCUGGAAGCGCAUUUGCCGUUACAGCAACUGCGACAAUGGCUGUAGGAAGGCGGCUCGUGUGAACGAGACUAGCAAGUAUUGUAGUGAAGAGCACUUGAACGCAUUCUUCGAGUGGUGUUACAAGAAGCUCCGUGGUGACGACGCCCCGUCCAUGGGAAGCGCCUUGAACCGCCAGGAAGUUGCGGAUCUACUGACAUCAAUUUCAACCGUUGAAGAGCUUCAUGCGCUGGGGAAGAAGCCAAGACUGGUGGUUGCGGAGGGCACCAACCCAGAUCGACCUGUUGGGCUCGAUUACAUUACAGCUGAGGAGAAAUCGACUAUUGACGAUAUCCAGCAGAAGAAGCACGUGAUCGAGGCCCAGAUCCAGGGCUACAGGAACCAAAAGAAGCUUCUCAUCAUGAUCGAUGAGCGGUCCAAGCACGCUGUAAAGCACCCGGCCGUGGAGCUCAAGGCCAUCUGUGGCUACGAUAACCGUCUAGCUAUGAACGAAGCCGAGUUCAAGGAAUGGUUUGAAUCACCCGAAGGACAAAAUGCCUUUAAAACCGGCAUCCUCGGCCCACGUUCAGUUGAGACGAAAGACGUGGUUGCGCAUAUCCCUUACCCUGGCCAGAAUCUGCCCGAGGCACUCAAGAUGUCCGACGCACUUGAGAACGUCUGCUUGAAAGCCCCGAAGAAGUGCAAGCACAACGCUUGGCGAGAAAUCCAUAAUGCAGAUUUUACGGUCAUGAUAAACAGCUUGACGGCGCAAUUGAACAGACUCACCGAGCAGGAAGAGGACAUCAUCGACGAUGCUGAGACACGGGAGGCGACAAAGGAUUACUAUGCGGAUAAUGUUACUGUCCAGCUCUUCUAG